Messenger RNA from Clunio marinus, 270 nucleotides. Lineage: Eukaryota; Metazoa; Arthropoda; Insecta; Diptera; Chironomidae. The record is from the annotation of a GenBank genome assembly.
AUGUCGGUCGAAGAAAAAGAAAAUAUAGAAAAGAAGAGAAAAAAGGAAUGUCGCUUAAAUAAAUUUCCAUGUUUGAAUGAUGGUGAUGAUGGCGAUGACGAAAAGUUGAUGGAAAUGAAAAAAAGGAAUGAUUUAAUUAAUAGCUGUAAUCAAAGCAAGUGGAACAGCUUCAAUCAAUUGACGAUGCAAUUAAAGUUAAUGGGCGUUUGUAGAAGACGAGAUUUUGUCUUCAUACGAAGAGUCCCUGAAAAUAUACAUGAGAUUGAAUGA